GCUGUUCCCCGCUAUCGAUAAACGAUUGAACACGAUUGUUUUUAUUAUGUACAAUUUAUUUUUUGUGUAUAUUUUGCUUUUCGUGCAAUUUAAAAGUUUGUAAAAUAUCUUGAUGGCAGUUAUUGAAAAACAAACAACAACACUGCCUAUGCGAAUAACCGAGACUGAAGAUUAGAUUAAUAACAAAUAAGGACAUCCACAGACAAGGAUUCAGAUAAGAUAAAAUCCGAGCAUGAGCAACUACCGUUAUCAGGGGGGCGGUGUCGGUGGUGGUGGUAUGGCCGGGGGGCGUGGCUACUGCGGAAUAGAGGUGCACGAGGGGAUCCAUCACCGCUUCACAUACGUGAGCCAGUACGUCAAAUACAAGAUCUUCUUGUUGAACUUUGUGUUCUGGUUAUUUGGAGGCCUGCUUUUGGGAAUCGGGAUUUAUGCCUUUAGGGACAAGUGGGAAGAAGCCAACGGCUCGGUGCGGCUGGAGAACUUUUACGACGUGUUCCUCAAUAUCUCUCUGGUGAUGAUUCUGGCUGGCAUGGUCAUUUUUAUGGUCAGUUUCUUCGGAUGUUUGGGAGCACUACGAGAGAACACCGUUCUGCUGAAGCUUUACUCCAUGUGCCUGCUGUUCUUCUUCCUCAUGGAAAUGGCCAUCGCCAUUAUAUGUUUUGUGUUCCCACAAUACAUGAACACCUUCCUAGAGAAACAGUUUACGGACAAGAUCAUCCACUCUUAUCGCGACGAUCCGGACCUGCAGAACUUUAUUGAUUUUGCCCAACAGGAGUUCAAGUGCUGUGGCCUUAGUAACUCCGGUUACCAGGAUUGGAGUAAAAAUGACUACUUUAACUGCAGCUCACCAUCGGUAGAGAAGUGCGGAGUGCCUUACAGCUGCUGCAUAAAUGCCACCGAUAUAUCCUCCGGGCUGGUAAACAUCAUGUGUGGCUACGGCGUCCAAGAGACUCCGGUGCCAGAAGCCAGAAAGCGAAUCUGGACCAGCGGUUGUAUUGAAGUCGUCAGGGUUUGGGCAGAGCACAAUCUGUACGUUAUUGCCGGCAAGGCCCUAUGCAUCGCUCUCAUCCAGCUGCUGGUUAUAUAUUUGGCCAAAACACUAGAGGGACAAAUUGAGCUACAAAAGUAGCGUCAGUUGACGUGAGAUCCGGUGCAACCCGAAUUUUACGGGCCGUAUGAUCUCACCUGAACGCUGAUCACAAACAGCACAUACCCUUAAUAUCCUUCAUUUAAUUUAAUUUAUUUAUAAAAGGCUGCUCAAACCCUCAAACCCAGCGAAUAUACAAUUUUUACUCAGUAGUAAUCUGUAUAUUCAUAAAUAUUCCCAUUCUCAAUUGUUGUAAGAAAAAAAAAUUUGGGUUGAUGAGCUAUAAAAUUGUAAAACCUUCCAAUAUGAUUUAAGUCUUUCUUAAUAGUUAAGAAGAAAGGGUUAAUUUCGAAGUAUUUAAUAUGCAAUUAGUAGUUUUAAUGAAUCGUCUUAAGAUCUUUGAGAUUAUGUACUUGUAGUAUUUACUAGUUAAGUUAAACUUAACCCAGUAUAAAUGUUGUGCAAUUUUUAUUAAAUACUCGAAUAUUUAUACUCA
Messenger RNA from Drosophila ficusphila, 1583 nucleotides. Its product is annotated as tetraspanin-33. Bases 233 to 1129 code for a protein of 298 amino acids. Gene Ontology annotation, biological process: protein maturation; protein localization to plasma membrane. Gene Ontology annotation, cellular component: membrane. The transcript is spliced from 3 exons. The record is from RefSeq and is a predicted model, not a curated record. Lineage: Eukaryota; Metazoa; Arthropoda; Insecta; Diptera; Drosophilidae.